Cetraspora pellucida is the source of this 4473-nucleotide messenger RNA. The record is from the annotation of a GenBank genome assembly. Lineage: Eukaryota; Fungi; Glomeromycota; Glomeromycetes; Diversisporales; Gigasporaceae.
AUGGUUAUGUGGAGUGAUACAGCCCAAAGCCAAGGUAAAAAUCAUUUUACCAGAAAACUUCGUCUUGCUAAUCCAUUUCCAAGAUUUGAACAUUCUGCUAGCGACGUCGUAGCUAAUAACGAAUUAUUUAUCUUUGGCGGAAAUUUUCAAGGUCAAGCUACGAAUGAUGUCUACGUAAUCGAAACAAGCACAUUAAACGUUCUUAACUUUAUUACUUCGGGUGACAUACCUUCACCACGAACUGGUCAUAUCCAUGUUAAUAUGGGAUCAAACAUGAUCGUAUUCGGUGGAUUAAUAAAGGAUCCUAAAACUCUUGAACAAAAAGAGGAUGAGAAUCUUUAUAUACUUGAUACAGUAACAAAGAAGUGGAAGCAACUUUCAGUGCAGUCGCCGUCACCCGGAAGGCAUGGUCAUGCUGUUACUGUAAUUGGAACAAAAAUGUACAUAUUCGGUGGUCAAACAGGAGAAAGUUAUUUAAAUGACUUGAUUGCUAUUGACACGGAUGCUUUACAAGAUGACUCGUUAAAUGCAAGCUGGGAACUUGUCGCACCAAAGAGUCCACUUCCUCCUGGAAGAGCUGCACAUAUAUUAUGUGCUCAUAAUGAUAAAAUUUACAUGUUCGGUGGAAUGGAUGGUGACAGGUGUUACAACGACAUGUGGUGUUACGAUUUACAUAACAACACGUGGUUACAAUUGUCCUGUGCUGGAUUCAUUCCCUUUCCACGAAAAUAUCAUAGUGCAACUAUAGUCGAUGGAAUUAUAUACAUCUUUGGUGGAAUAAAUCAGGAAGGUAAAGAAUUGGGUGAUUUAACCUCAUUUCAGAUAAAUACCCAAAGAUGGUUCAUGUUUCAAAAAAUGGGUCCUUCACCGAGUCCUCGGUAUUUGCACACAAUGAGCGCGGAAAAUGAAAAGGUAUUUGUUUUUGGUGGUGAAUCAACUAAAUCACCAAAACCUGAUGAAGAUGGACAACAAAUGUCAUCUCAUAUUCCUCAACAACAACAGCCUCAACAAAUACCUCCGCAGCAACAAAUACCCCAGCAACAAAUUCAUCAACAACAAAUAUCUCCACAGCAACAAAUUCAUCAUCAACAACAAAUACCCCAGCAACAACAAAUAAUGUCUGCAUAUUCGACAUCCCCUACUCAACAACAAACCUUUGCUCAGAGGAGUCUCCCAACUUCUCCGAGGCAAGAGUUCUCUCCUUACGGAUUUAAUUCUCCUACAUCUGAUAAUAGAAUGGCUCAAUCACCAACAAGCUAUCAAAUGUCUGAAACCACGGAUCCUUUAGAUUCUCCAGUUUUGUCCAAUACACGUCAAGGCUCAAUUCCUAGAACUCAAAAAGUUGAUGACCCAAGAUCACGUUUACCUUCAGAUGUUAACAGAGGUCCUCUUCCGGAAAAUAUUAUAUAUAUGGAACGACAGCGUUCAAAUUCUCCUCAAUUACGUUCAAAUGCUAAUAUGGAAAAUAUUCGAAGACAAAAUUCCUCUCCAGUUACUACUGCUCGCCAAUCUCCGACUCAAAUUGAUAAUCAACGUAGCAAUUCUAAUCCUUCCCCAAAAACACUUCACAGGCAUAGGAUCAGUACUGAUGGUACAUAUGCUCAUCCUACAGUAAUGAGAUUACGAGGUGAACGUAGCUUGGAAAGUUUACGUGAAAAUUCUCAACCUACUAACAUUAGACAACAACAUAAUAUGGAAAUUCUUGGUAAUAAUAAUAAUGGUACUUUCGUUCAAAUGCAAGGUGCUCCUAUGUAUUCUGGAAAUCCUGAAUUUUACUCUCCAAAUGAUUUCAAAAAUCCUCGUUCAGCUCCAAAUCCAUUAGGUGGAUAUAUUAUACAACCUGAUGGAUUUGGUACUAAUAAAAAUAUCAUCAUGUCAGGAAAUUACCCACCAGGAAUGUUUCCAAAUACAAUUUAUCAAACUUUAAAUUAUCCUAAAAGUACAAAUUCUUAUAUGGAAAGUGCUAUAUCUUCUCCAACUUUAUCAAUGGAAGGUCAUUCAAGAAUUUCUGAUAUUGUUGAUCAUUCUUCUGCUAAUAUAAUGAAUACGGAAUAUAAUGAAUUUAUGAGAGAACUUGAACAUAGAGAUUUAUUAAUUCAAACUUUAAGAAAACGUGAAAAAUGGUUAAGUGCUGAACUUGCAAUAGCUAGAAAAACUGGUUAUACUAUAGAUCAAGUUGAUUUUGAAGGUGAUAAAUCUGAAAAAAUUGAUUUGGAUCAAUUGAUAGAUAAUACUGAUAAAGAUUCAGAAAAAUUUCCUCUAUUAUUACAUAUUGCUAAAGUCAGACAGGAACUGAUAAAAUCAAAGGCAAACAUAUCAAUUCAAGCACAGAUUGCAUCACAAAAGAUUACAGAUUCAGAACGAAUAAGAACAGCAGCACUUCAAGAAGCAGCUUAUUUUAAAGCAAAACUUGCAGCUUUAAAAAGUCAAACAAAAUCCGAUUUAGUAAUACUUGAAUCAGAAAGAGCUUCUGAAUUAGAAAAACGAUUAACAAAAUCUUUAAAUGAAAAAGAAUCUGUUCAAAUACAAUUUUUACAAAUACAACAAGAUUUAAUUAAUGAAAAAACUUUAAAAGAAUCUGCUGAAGAACGUGCAAAAACUGCUCUUGAAAGAGCUGAAGAAGCAGAAAAUGCUCAUGCAAGAUCAUUAACAGAAUUAGCAGCUUUACAUUCAAGAGCUACAGAAGCAGAAUCUGAAUUAAGAGAAACUAAAGGACAAUUAUUAAAUUCAAAUAUAGAAUUAAAAAAAUUACAAAAUGUUAAUGAACAAUCACAAACUCAAAUAACAUCAUUACAACAAUCUAUUGAUAAUCUUAAAAGAACUCUUGAAAAAGCAAAUAAUGCAAUGACAACUGCAAGUAAACGUGCAAGUGAAUCGGAAGCUUUAUGGAAACAAGCUCAACAAGAUAUUGCAAAUUUAGAAAAAGAAUCUGCUGGUCUUAGAUCUCAAUUAGAUGUUAGAAUGAAAGAUUUAAGUCGUUCAGCUGAAAAAGCUAAUAAUUUGGAAAAAAUGUUGGAAGAAGAACGUAAAACAAAUAUUACUCUUCGAGAAAUGAUGGAUGAUGGUGUUAAUAAAUUAUUAAAUAAUUCGUUAGAAAAUAGUUCUACUAAUUUAAAUGAUAAUUCAAAUAUGGUUCAACUUGAACAAGAAAUUGCUGUAUUAAAAAAUAUUAAUGAAGAAACUCAAAAAUCCGCAAAUGAAGCUGCUAAUUCUUUAUUAAGUGCAAAGGUUAAACUUGUACAAAUGGAAUCUGUUAUAAUGAAAGCAAGAUCUGAAAAUACUUCAUUACAAAGACAAUUGGCUGAAGCUUCUGAUGAAAUUAUACGAACAAAAGGAAGAUUAAGUGAAAAAGAUCGAAUUUUAGAUGAAAAAUCUCGUAUACUUGAAGAUACGGAAGUCAAACUUGGAAUGAUGAGAGAUGUAAUGUCUGAACGUGGAAUUUUGGAUGAUGGUAGUGGAAAUUCUGGUGCUGAUAAAGUUAAGGAAAUGGCUGCACGAUGUGAAAAAUUAGAAGCUAUGCAUGUUAAAGCUCAGAGUGAUCUUAAAUUAGCUAUAGAGAAUUAUCAAGAAGCUUUGAAAAAAGUUCAAGAAGCUGAAAAUAAAUCAAAAGUACUCGAAAAAGAACUUGAGAGAACAAACGCAUUGGAAAUGAAAAAUAAUGAAUUACAAAAACAUUACACCGAAAUUUCAGAAAAAUUAUCAAAAUCUGUAAAUGAUUAUAAUACUGCCAUGCAUUAUGUACAAGGUACAGAAAAAAUGUUGAGACGCCUAAAAGUUGAAUUACAAAAUAGUAAAAUUGAGGCAGCGAAAUUAAGAACACAACUUGAAUCUAUGCAAAAACAUAAUGAAGUAUUAGAAGAAAAAUUAUUGGAAGUACAGAAUCGAACAUCUAUAAGCAUGGGUGCUCAUGAAUCCAAAAUCCAUGAAUUUGCUAAUAAACAACUCGAAUUACAAAGAGAAGAUUUUAAUAAAGAAUUAUCCGAAAUUCAACGAAAGAUGAAUCAAUCAUUAGAAGAAAAGAAAGCAAUGGAAAUAUCAUACAAAAAGUUAAUAAAGGAACAUCAACAGAUUAAGGAAGACUUGGAAGAAGCUUUACAGUUAAAUGAUGCGUUAACUAAACAAUUUAGUGAAACAUUAGAUACCCAAGAUUCAAGUGAGAAUAAACAAGAUAAUUGGGUUGAACAAAGAAAAUUUUUAGAAAGUCAAAUCAAUAUGAUUCGUUCCACUAAUAACAAACUUGAAAAAGUAAAUUCGGAAUUGGAACGAAAAUUAAAUGCUUCCGAAAAUAGAAUCACUAUAUUAUUGGAUCAAAUGGAAAAUACUGUAGAUGGUUAUCGAAAUAUAGAAGAUAACAUUAAAGAUACAAAAAGUCCAAGAGAUUCGAGUGUGAUAAAUGCUUUGACUGAUGAAUUAAAUGAACUAGCGAUAGGAGUAUCAAAUUUAGGUGUAGGCGGUCGCCGGACGAAAAAUUAA